Molecule: messenger RNA, 1105 nt
Organism: Cavia porcellus (domestic guinea pig)
Lineage: Eukaryota; Metazoa; Chordata; Mammalia; Rodentia; Caviidae
Gene: Mrpl50
Product: mitochondrial ribosomal protein L50
Exons: 2
Coding region: 90-566 (158 amino acids)
Cellular component (GO): mitochondrial large ribosomal subunit; mitochondrion
Source: RefSeq, a predicted model, not a curated record
AAAGUGGUCACAAGCUUGCAUCUGAUUGGCUGGUCUGGGCGUGUCGCGGCGGGCAAGGGAAGAGGUCGGUCUCCCAGCUUUCCCCGAAUAUGGCUGCGCUGUGUGUCUCUGUCCUUGCAAGAAGAGGAUGGACUCGUAUGGUCGCGGGGACGGCGCGUAGAGAGUUUUGGUCUCGAUCCAGAAAAGAGGAAGAACCCGUGGUUGCUGAGACUGAAGAAGUGAAAAAGGAACCGAUUCUGGCCUGUCCACCUUCACGAAGCCGCACAUACAUGCCACCUGAAGAUCUGCAGAGUCGUUUGGAAUUUCGUGUUAAAGAAAUUUGUGGUUCGUCUCUUCCCAGUAAUUGGCAGGACAUCUCCCUAGAAGAUUGCCAUAUGAAGUUCAGUCUCUUGGCACAUUUAGCUGAUGACUUGGGCCAUGCGGUACCUAACUCCAGGCUUCACCAGAUGUGCACCGUCAGAGAUGUUCUUGAAUUCUAUAAUGUUCCUGUUCAGGACAGAUCUAAAUUUGAUGAACUUAGUGUUAGUAAUUUGCCUCCCAAUUUGAAAAUCUCUUGGGGUUACUAAUCAGUUCAGAAGAUAAACUAUUAUUUUUGUUUUCCUGACAAAGAGGCAAUUUAUUUCAUCUUUUAAUACUUUUUCUGUCAGAAUUCUAUGUAUCUACUUUUUGUACAGAAGUCUUAAAAAUCUCACUUUUUUUUCCUUCACGUCAUAAAUCAACAAAAAAAUAACAUGUUUUUUUUCUCUUUUCACGUUUGCUGAAGCCAUAUUUUAUUGGAAUUUAGCUAAUAAUUUAUGGAAAUUUUUUUCUUCAGCAAACAUUGUUCUUAACUUGGUUGUAAGGUAGAAAGCCAUCACAAGUUCAAAUGUUACUCUUUGUCGGCAUAAAGGAGUAAUUUCAAGAAAAUAUUCUAAUCCUGUUGAGACUUUUUAAAAUAAUAUUAUCAUAUAUGUUACAUAUACAAAUACAGUAACUUGUAUUAGGUUAGAUAAUUAAUAAAGUCUUUGUUAUUGAAAGGUUUUUUUAUGUUUAUUACAUGAGUACAGAUACAAAAUAUAUUCUAUUCUGGAUUAAUUUCUUGGAAUUAAAGAUUUCUUAAGGAGUA